AUGGAGAUCAUGCCCGCUGAUGGGGAAGUGCCCCUCUUGGUUCGAUUCUUCUCGGCACAAUACCCUCCCAUGCAGGACCGCUUGCUGUUGGAAUGCGAUGCCAGGUCACUACUCAUGCUCGCCAAGACAAGCAAAGCCCUCCAACGCGAGAUUUUGAGCUUGUGGGACAUUAACCGCAGUCUCAGCCGAUUCUUUGACGACCCUGUUGCCUUCCGCAAUGCUAUGGGCCAAUUUGAUGCCAUUAUUGCCGGGAGCUUUGCCGUUCAGUUCUUUGAGCACGUCUCUUGGCCCUACACCAACCUCGAUAUUCUAGUUCGCGACGAAUCGGGUUUGGAGUCAAUGCAUGAGUACCUAGUUGGCUCGGCCAAUUACGAGUUCUGGAACGGUUUUACUCCGAUCGGCGUGGCUCUCGAGCUUGGCCACAGCUCUGAAGGCUUGCGCGAUGUCUUGGAUUGCCGCUGGUAUACCCGCCACAGCAGGCGCGACUGGAUCCAAUUGAUCGCGACCAAGGGCACACCCUCGAGAUUCUUGUUCAGAAACAACCAGCUUUCAUGCAAUAUCAAUUGCAUUACGUCUACAAAGGCUUACUCGCUCUUUCCUCAUGCAACAUUUGUCGAUCACAAGAUGAUUGCCACCAAGGCGUUCUUUUUCGACCAGGAUACCACGGAUAUCGUGAAGUGGGAAGAGCGAGGUUGGGUGCUGGAAGACGAUGUACUCGAAGACCGCAGAGGCGAGUUCAACACGACCUUGGUUGAUGGCUGUAGAUCCACUCGCCGCAUCGGAGACAAGUACACCUGGACCAUGUCGCUAGAUCCAGAGGGUCUGACAAUGCCCCAGACUUGCGACCAGGCCUUUGAGGCCAACACAUUUGCAAUCAGUAAACCCGAAAUUUUUGGCAUAGGACCUCUUAAGAACUGCUUUAUACGAGCUAUUGGCGUUGAUCAAGAUCACCUACGUCACACGUUUACGUGCAGCCAUCCCUUGGAGUACGACUUCUUUAGGCACUUGAAGAAGGGCGUCUGGGAUACCAUCAGACAACUCGAUCCUCAUAUUCAUCAGUUGAUGAGUGCACAAGAACGGGACCUGCAGGAGCCCGCCGAGGGUGCCUUCAAGGAUGACGGUGACCUUGUCUACCAGUUCAUUUGCCACAGAGUCAAUCAAGCUCAAUCCGAGGAGCAUGAUGGCGAAUACCGAUUUGGCGCCAAUGUUGGUGGUCGUUACGACGUCAUGGAAUCCGAUCACGAAGGUGGCUUGUAUGAUGAUUUCUUUGGCGAUCGCAGUGGAGACGACGAUUUUGAGAAUGGAAACGGCUUUGGCGAUGACGGAGAUGAUGACAGUGAUGUUGACAUGGAGAUCGUCCUGAGAAUCGACCUCGAAUCCAUUCUCCGUGACAAACACGAUCUUGAGAAGGAUGAACCCAUCAGCAAGCGUCUUAGGAGCUCGGUAUCAAAUAAUCCCUAG
This is a messenger RNA of Pestalotiopsis fici W106-1, 1461 nucleotides long. RefSeq lists its product as uncharacterized. The transcript has 2 exons. Bases 1 to 1461 code for a protein of 486 amino acids. The record is from RefSeq and is a predicted model, not a curated record. NCBI's taxonomy places the organism in Eukaryota, Fungi, Ascomycota, Sordariomycetes, Amphisphaeriales, Sporocadaceae.